Messenger RNA from Phyllotreta striolata, 1488 nucleotides. The record is from the annotation of a GenBank genome assembly. Lineage: Eukaryota; Metazoa; Arthropoda; Insecta; Coleoptera; Chrysomelidae.
GAUCCGACAAAAAACCAUUUUACUAAAAUGUCAUGAGGUUAACAUACUAGAAAUAGCCGAAAAAAUGAUGCGUUUUUCCCGAAAAUCAAUCCAGUUACUGAGUAACAUUAUUAGAAAUAAUCCAGAAUUAGUUUAUAAGUGCAACCAGCAUAAUUGCUCACUGAUAAAAAUUAAUAUUUCCUAUAAUUUCAUUCAAUGUCUUUCCUACUCUCAAGCCCCAAAAUCUAAUUUACCCUUAGGAAGUCUCUUAAAAGAAGACAAUGAAAAGAAUCAGGAGGAUAAGGAGGAGGAAGAAAGAAGGAAACAACGGGAAAACUCGUGGAGAACCAUGAAAAUUACCUUAGCUAUAUUCGGAGUUUCAUUCUCAUGUUUGGGCGGCUAUAUGGUGUUUACAUUGGGCGCUCCUGAAAAAGACCUCCACGGAGAGCCAAUCCGGGAUGAUCUUGUCGAUAAACCUGUAAUUCUACAAUACCUAAUUAGAACGUACAGAGAACUCGACUAUUACAAGAGACUAAUUAAGGAACCAUCGAGAGAAAAAUUGUUACCCGAUCCUUUGGAAUACCCGUAUUUACAACCAAAAUAUACUUUAGUAUUGGAGUUAACUGACGUCCUCGUACACCCCGAUUGGACCUACAGCACCGGUUGGAGGUUCAAAAAGCGCCCUAUGCUGGAGUACUUCUUAGAAAGCCUACACGGUUCUUAUGAAAUCGUCAUUUACACUGCUGAACAAGGCAUGACAGUGUUCCCACUGAUAGACGCCAUAGACCCGAAAAAUAUAAUAGCUUACAAGUUAGUACGCGAUGCCACGCACUUUUCCGGUGGUCAUCACGUGAAAAGUCUGAACAACCUGAACAGAGAUUUAUCCAAAGUUAUUUGCAUAGAUUGGAACGCCAAGAACGUUAAAUUCAAUCCGGAGAAUCUGUUGAAUGUUAAACGAUGGGGCGGUAACGAUGAUGACGCUUCAUUGGUGGAUCUGGCAGCUCUGCUGAAGACCAUUGCGGAUAACGAGGUGGAAGAUGUAAGGGAGGUGUUGAGACAUUACAGCACCUACGAUGAUCCCAUUGCUGCAUUUAGAGAGAAACAGAAGCGUCUUUUAGAAGAGCUGGAGGCCCAAGCGCAAGCUAGGAAGGAACAAACUGCUUCGAAAACAUCGAGAUGGGCGCCUAGUAUUUUUAAUAGGAAACCAUUUUAGUAGGUAAUAGGUUGUGGUUACGCAGCUGCAUUGUUUUUUUUGAUAAUUUAUGAAACCGGUUCUGAAUUUGUACAUAUUUUUUAUAGAAAUUUUAGUUUUCCGCUAAUCUGGUUUUUCAUCUUUGUGAAAUGAGAUGCUUUAAUGAAUGUUAUUUUACUUUCUUCAGAUGAACUGACUAUUCUCCAAAAUUAAGGAUGUAAUGUUAACUAUUUGCACAUUCUUUAUGUUAAAAAGGUGAAAAAACUGAUUCUAGAAAGUAAAACGCUUAGACUGUUAUAGCCAUUUUUUAAAUAAAG